Messenger RNA from Epinephelus lanceolatus (giant grouper), 2691 nucleotides. It is a transcript of the gene chchd4b, whose product is annotated as coiled-coil-helix-coiled-coil-helix domain containing 4b. The record is from RefSeq and is a predicted model, not a curated record. Gene Ontology annotation, molecular function: protein-disulfide reductase activity. Gene Ontology annotation, cellular component: mitochondrial intermembrane space. Gene Ontology annotation, biological process: protein import into mitochondrial intermembrane space. Lineage: Eukaryota; Metazoa; Chordata; Actinopteri; Perciformes; Serranidae.
GACUCCAUGCUCAAGCAAGGAUAGUUGUGAAACCGCUGUAAAUGUGAAACAAGCUACCUGAUGCUGAACUGACACUUGCGACAUUCCCAUGCUCUGCCAGUGAGAGUCUUUAUCUUCGGAGUCGUUGCUGUAAAUCAGGAAGAAGAAUUUAUUCUGUCCCAGAGGGAAGACAUGAGCUCGGUCAGACAGGAAGGUAAAGACCGAAUCAUCUUUGUCACCAAAGAGGACCAUGCUACACCCAGCAGUGCUGAGCUCGUAGAGGAAGAUCCCAACGACCCAUAUGAGGAGCAAGGUCUGAUUCUUCCCAGUGGGGAGAUAAACUGGAACUGCCCCUGCCUGGGUGGGAUGGCCAGUGGUCCCUGUGGGACUGAAUUUAAGGACGCCUUCUCCUGUUUCCACUACAGUAAAGAGGAGGUGAAGGGUUCUGAAUGCCUGGAGAAGUUCAGGGCCAUGCAGGAGUGUAUGCAGCGUUACCCGGAGCUUUAUCCUCAAGAAGAUGACAAGGUGCAACAAGAACAAUCAGCAGAAACAGAACAGACCUCACAAGACUCGGCGUCUGCAGAAACAUCAGGUGCAAACUCAACACUUGCCUCUGAGCAGGACUCUGAUACCACUCCAUCCAGCACGGAGGGCUCAGUGGAAAGCUAAUGAAGAGCCUUGGUGGCAGCUAGAGCUCGGUAUCGGUGCUCAACACUUAUAAGGUAUCGACCGAAAUAACCAAGUAGUAUCAAAACAUCUCGAGUCAAAAAAUAUAUUCAGUCAUUUUUGUACCCACAUCACCACAAGCGUUCUUCAAUUUAAGGCAACAUGUGAUUAGUCCACUACUGCAGCAGCUACAACCCUUACUGUCUGUGAUGUGACGUCGAACGUGUUGUAUUUGACAGAGUUGGUAGUUCAGUGUGUAGAGCUGCCACCAAAACAUUCACAAGCAUGGCUGUACUACAUACCUGUGGCAUCUGGUGGCAUUUAAGGCAACUGAAUGCUUCCAUUCACACAAUUGGUAUCGAAUAAAGAAAAAAAAAAGUAUCAAAUUAAGUACUGUAUUGGUAUCAGCAUCACUGUAAGGGUGCUGGUUUUGGUGCUGGUAUUGUAUUAUUUCAAACAUGAGCCACAAUUUAAAGUCCAACUGAAAUUACAUUUAUUUAUUUUAGUUUUACUGUUAAUACUGUAGUUUUUUAUGAUUAAGAGAAAGAAGAAAAAAGUUCGGAGGGAAUAUUAGAAAUGCUCAUUUUGCUCUCAGUGGCUGGAUGAGCUGUUGGUGUCUUAUUGUCCAGCACCAUAACUUACAGGCCGUUUGGAGAUGGUGUGUUGUCAGCAUAGAGGAGUAAAGUCCACAACAGCAUCUGAACUGACUGAAGUUAUAAUUGUAAGUUUGCAUGCUGCUUAAUGUGCUGCAGCAGAAUAGCUGUUUCUAGUUUUCCUUGCUUGGUUAGCAGGUUAAGCCAGCAAAAACACAUGCUCAUGUUUGGUUUCCACAGAAAUGCUUAUGUGGGUUGGUAUGCUUCAUACAAAUAUGGUUCAGAACGAUGUGAUCCAAUCAGCUGUAUGGAAACAAGUUCUCGAUCGACAGAGACAUCUGGACAUAUACAUCUACAUCUAGACGGAGAGCUAAAGGUAUUGUGAGGAAUUAUAUUAUAUACAGAGUAGAUAUAUAUCAAGCUGUAGAAAACAAAAACAUGAUAUGUAAUUUCAGUUGGAGUUUGAACAUUUUAUUUACGAAUGAGAUGAGCUUGAACUUUUGUAAAACUAACACAAUGUUGUCAAUGAAAAAAUGACGAUCUUGAGUUGCUCAAACUUGACUUUGGGUUCAGGCAAGACAAGAUUUAAGAAUCCUUAAUUCAGUCAAGCGCCCAGAGGACCAACCCUUUAAUACACCUCAGUGUGUAUUUACCAGCCACAACAACGUCGCAACAGCUGGUAUUGUUUUUGUGUGUGUGUUUGUGUGUGUGUUAAAAUGUGGCCCUGGUGACACCUGUUUUGGCAGAAGCUACCACAUCAACGGUUUUAAGUAUUUUGUCAGGUGUUUAUAUGUCCGUCUGCAGCACAGUAACGUCACAACGGUGCAAAAAUCAGUCACAAAACUUAACAGGUGUGUAGUUUGGAUCAUGAUGAAGGCAGAGUUGGAAAUAAGGGUGGUCCAAGCAAGGGGGCAAGGGGAGCGGAAGUACGGGGUUAGGAAGUAGGGAAGGGGCCAUUGCGCUUUACGCCCCCUGCUGAUUAUUGUGGCUGCAGUGAUGGCAUCACAAGAUGGUUUCUAGAUUUUUUAUUUCCUUUGUUUCCAUGCUGGAAUUUACAAUAACGAGGUCUGAAAUUAUAGUAAAAACAUGUUUUAUACCUUUUUAUUUUCUGACAUCUGUGCUAUUUUCUUAUGAUAUACAGCUUACAAUAAGUAUGUGUUACACAAAGUUUAUAUUAAGCUUUGACUCAAAGUUAUUGUAGUGAUGUUAGGAUAAAGUUAAGUUUGCAGAGGUGUGAAUAAUGUACUAAAGACAACCUUACAGUUUCUACUAUGGAUCCUGAAUAGUGAGUUUCCACAUCUGACCUGUUGGACUGCAUUGCUUCUGCUUAUUUAUAUCUACACCUAAAACCUUUACCUCAGCUGGACAAUUUGUGUUCAACAAAGGACUGAAUCAAAGUGACUUGAACUGUUUAUUGUUAAAAGUUUUGUAAUAAAUAUGACUAUAACUGACA